Mauremys reevesii (Reeves's turtle) is the source of this 1759-nucleotide messenger RNA. RefSeq names its product OTU deubiquitinase with linear linkage specificity (gene OTULIN). The record is from RefSeq and is a predicted model, not a curated record. Gene Ontology annotation, biological process: protein linear deubiquitination. The transcript is spliced from 9 exons. Lineage: Eukaryota; Metazoa; Chordata; Testudines; Geoemydidae. Bases 168 to 1658 code for a protein of 496 amino acids. Gene Ontology annotation, molecular function: cysteine-type deubiquitinase activity.
CAGGAGAUGAAAAAGCGAAAGUGAAAGUGACUGCAUCGAAACUAGUAGGAAUUUAAGCACCCAGACAAGACAACGCAUAAAGAAAUAUAUUUUCCCGUUUAUAAAUGACAUGGUGAUUUAGGUUGAAAAAUGGAGGUAAUUGCAAGCCUGCACAGCAAGGAAGGCCGAUGGAAAACCAAAUAAGAAACAUGGGAAACACUUGGGCAUGUCAGCAUGGCUGCCAGAGAACGAGUAACCCAGAAGUAGCGAAUGGUGAACAGAAAACCAUGUUAAAACGGAGGACUAGGUCAAACAGUUGUUCAAACCAAGAAGUUCCACAGGAGAGUGUUCUACAAUCAUGCGAAGAGGAAGCAAACAGAGAUUUAAUCCAGGAAAAGCAAGAUGGUAACAUUUCUGAAGACUCUGACAAAUUAAGCCAGGGUAUGUUUCAGCGAAAGACACGCAAGUCCACUGGCCCUUCGGCUAGUGCAGAAGAGUCACAGAAGAAAAAUACUGCAAUGAUAAAUUUGACUAGACGUGAAAAGGAAAAAUAUAUUCCCAGUGAUGAACCUUCUUCAGCAAGUGCAGCUGGUGACCAGAAAGAGAAACCUACAUUAGAAACCAAAAAAGAACGUGCACAUUCAGGACACGGAAAAGCUGCUCAGGUACAUCAACUGAAGACAUCCCCGAUCAGCCCCGAUUCCCAUAAAAACUGUGAAGUAAAGCUGUCAGUGUCAAGUAGCUCUUCAGCAAAGGAAUCCUCUGUAGACAAUGAAGAGGACAUGUACCGUGAUGCAGAAGAAAUAGAGAGAGAAAAAACAUUACCUGUUUGUGAGACAGGCUCCUCAGAAAAUAAACUCAGUGUUGCACCUGAAAUGGACAUCAUAGAGUACUGCCAAAAAGAAUGGAGAGGAAAUACACCGGUAGCAAAACGUAUGAAAAAGGGAUACGAAGCAGUUUCUCAGAAGUUUACCUCUAUAAGGAGAGUGCGAGGUGAUAACUAUUGUGCUCUCAGAGCAACCUUGUUCCAGGCACUGAGCCAAACUUCUGAACUUCCUGACUGGCUUCGGAGUGAGGACUUAACGUUGCUUCCAGAAAAGCUGCUGAGCAAAUAUGAUUGGAUCCAAGAGUGGCAGCUAAGACAGAAACUGGGCAGGAAGAUGGGAGAACUAAGUGACGAAAUUAAAGACUACUUAAUACUUCUAAGGAAGAAGUGGGAGAGUAUGAGCGAAAUGAAAAGUCCUGUAGAGAGACAAGCAGCUUGUGAUGAAUUGUUUACAAAUGAAGAGGAGGAGUACAGUCUCUAUGAAGCUGUGAAAUUUUUGAUGCUGAAGACAGCUAUUGAAUUAUAUGAUGAUGAUAAAAAAAGAAAGGAAGUACCAGUGUUCUCAUGGCUAUUGUUUGCCCGGGAUACAUCCAGCAACCCCAGUCAGCUAAUGAAUAACCACUUGAAUCAAAUAGGUCACACUGGAGGCCUUGAGCAAGUGGAAAUGUUUCUUCUUGCAUAUGCUCUGCAGCAUACCAUCAGAGUUUAUCGAUUGUAUAAAUACAGCACUGAUGAAUUCAUCACACUUUAUCCCAAUGACCCAGAGGCUGACUGGCCCGUGGUGACUCUUAUAACUGAAGAUGACAGACAUUAUAAUAUUCCAGUCAGAAUGUGUGAAGAGACUAGUUUGUAAAUGAGAUUUUUGGCAGAUUUAUAAAUUUGAUAUCAAAAUCUGACCUGGACGUUAAAUUUCCAACACUAUUUUGAAAUAAAGUCAUGAUGAGAUUUACAUGA